GGACCUGGAGCGCCGCGGACAGCACGGGCCGUGGAGAGGGCGCUGCGCUCGGGCUACCCAAUGCUUGGACUAUCUGCCGCCGCUGCUCGUGCAAUAUGCUGGAGCUCCAGAACAGCUAAACGGAGUCGCCACACCGCUGCCUGGGCUGGAUCGCAGCGCUGCCUUUCCUUAUGAAGAAGACACAAACUUGGAUUAUCACUUGCAUUUAUCUUCAACUGCUCCUAUUUAAUCCUCUUGUCAAAACGAAAGGGAUCUGCGGGAAUCUUGUGACUGAUAAUGUAAAAGACAUCACAAAAUUGGUGGCAAAUCUUCCAAAAGACUAUAUGAUAACUCUCAACUAUGUCCCCGGGAUGGACAUUUUGCCAAGUCAUUGUUGGAUACAUGAGAUGGUGAUACAGUUGUCAGUCAGCUUGACUAAUCUUCUGGAUAAGUUUUCAAAUAUUUCUGAAGGCUUGAGUAAUUAUUCUAUCAUAGACAAACUUGGGAAAAUAGUGGAUGACCUUGUGGAGUGUGUGGAAGAAAACUCACCUAAGAAUGUAAAAGCAUCCUCCAAGAGGCCAGAACCCAGACCCUUUACUCCUGAACAAUUCUUUAGAAUUUUUAAUAGAUCCAUCGAUGCCUUCAAGGACUUUGUGGUGGUAUCUGAAACUAGUGAUUGUGUGCUUCCUUCAACAUUAAGUCCUGAGAAAGAUUCCAGAGUCAGUGUCACAAAACCAUUUAUGUUACCCCCUGUUGCAGCCAGCUCCCUUAGGAAUGACAGCAGUAGCAGUAAUAGCAAGGCUGCAAGUUCCAUUGGAGACUCCCACCUACAAUGGGCAGCCAUGGCAUUGCCAGCAUUCUUUUCUCUUGUAAUUGGCUUUGCUUUUGGAGCCUUAUACUGGAAGAAGAAACAACCAAAUCUUACAAGGGCAGUUGAAAAUAUACAGAGUAAUGAAGAGGAUAAUGAGAUAAGUAUGUUGCAAGAAAAAGAGAGAGAGUUUCAAGAAGUGUAAUUGUGGCUUGUAUCAACACUGUUACUUUCGUACAUUGGCUGGUAACAGUUCAUGUUUGCUUCAUAAAUGAAGCAGCUUUAAACAAAUUCAUAUUCUGUCUGAAGUGACAGACCUCAUCUUUAUCUGUUCUUGCUACCCAUGACUUUAUAUGGAUGAUUCAGAAAUUGGAACAGAGUGUUUUACUGUGAAACUGGCACUGGAUUCGUCAUCUAUAAAGAAGACCUUGUGUGGAGCAGGAGUCAAGACCUGGGGGUCUUGUGGUCUCAUUCGGAACUUGCAACUGGUGUUGGGAGAGAAGGCUCUAGAAAUGUCUAAAUGCUGAGAAACCACAGAGCUCUAUUCUUCAGUGACACCCUGAAGCCUGUAGUUAUCCCUGUCUCUGCAAAUAGAUUUCAGCCUGAAUAGUGGGGGUAAUAAAUUUUCUCAAAGGGAUCUAGACAAAAUUAAGCAAAAACUCAGACACAUCAGCCACUGUACGAUGUAAACAGCAGUGGAAACUAAGUGAUCACAUGAGGCAACAAGUCAGCUCUGUAGUUGAUGAUUAACAGUAUGGGUUGAAUCUUGAUAUCUUCCUGAUACAAGCCAUGCUCUCCUGUAUCCCCCUAGAAAAAUGGAUAUGGUUGGCUGGUUCUAUCCAUGCAGGGGAGCCAGUCCUGAUUUAGAACAAUGACACAGACUCACAGAAAGCCAUGAUCGGGAGAACAAUGAGCCCUGAAGAGCAGAAUGGUCGGCCGAGGAGGACGUCCGGCACCCUUAUGAAGUCUGCCUUUUCCCUUUAUCACUGGAGUGUAUAAAUCGUGUUUGCAAGAAUAUAUUAUGACAUGUCUAUAUCCUAAAAGUAUUGCAGAGUUAUGUAAAGGGACAUGGGAGAAAAUGCUGAAUGUAUGAAGGUCCCAUCUUCAAUUUCCACCAUGGGAGAAAGUAAAAAUAAAUUAUGAUAUUUGGUAUCUAAGAUUAGGAAAUCUCACCCACCUGCUAAUACGGGUGUUGGAAACUAGGUUCCUUGGCUUUUAUAAGAAUGCAAAGAAUCAGGAAACUUUAGUUAUUUAUAGUAUAAUCGCCAUUGUCUGUUUAAAGGAUCCAUUUAUUUAAAAUCAGGCACUCUAUAUUCAUUAAGGUUUAUGAAUUAAAAGUACAAAGAGAGCUUUAUGUCAUUAUGCAUGUCAGUUUGCUAUUUAAAAGGUAUGACAGCAUUUGUCAUAUUGAAGUGAAUUUGGCAGGAAUUCCCACAAUGGACAUUGUGCUUUUAAACUAGAACUUGGAAAACUUUAUGUAAAUUUCCCUUGCCAGUUAUUUUUAAAGUCAAAGGAACAUCUUACCAAUCACAAGGAAUGAUUUUCUCUUGGCUUACUUUAACGAAUUUAACAUACUAUGAACCUACACAUAUAGGAAUCCAAAGUUUUCCAUUUCAAUUCCUUGUAAUAACGGCAUUGCCACAUCUACAACAGUAAGAUGACCGUUUUCAAUAGGGGAAUACAAAAUUAUAUGAAAAACUAAAUGCUAGCUUUUCUUUGAUCUCAAAAGCCCAAGAAUUUCUAGGCCAGUUGGAUUUUAGCUCAUGUUGAAAGCUAUCCCAAAUAUAACACUAGUAAGUGGCCUUUGCUCUUUUGUGUACCAAAGAGCUCAUAUGAUUUCUAUAGUCUUUUUCUUCUUCAAAGGGCUGUGGCUCCUCAAACACUAGGCAUUUCUUUAAGAUACAGUCCACAUGCUUUGAGAAGGUGCAUUAAUUGGUGCAGGCCCUCAGAUACCAAUGGUGCAAUCAAUUAGUAAUAAAACCAGAAAUCACUUUAACUGUUGAAAGGACCUGUCUUGGUGUGUGGCAUUAAUUAGGAAAAGAAGAAAAUAGAUAUAGAUUAGGAUGAGAUAACAGUGUAGAUCAUGUGUAGAUGGAGAAGACUGAUACAUUUCAAUCUAGUGGUUUGAUUUAUUUAACCAAUGUCUUCAAUUUACUUGGAUGUAUGACAAUACUGUUUAAUGAGCUUGAGAGCACAGUAAAUGUACUUUUGUUCUCAACGUUAAUAGCUGGGUUUUAACACUCAAGGACAAGGUCUUAAUCUGUAGCAUCAAAUGAGUAAUUCACUAAGUUAUGACACCUGGCACAAUAGGGGAGGGGAAAUGUGUCCUGCCUGUUGAAUGUAUUAGUUUAUUGAAAGUUAACUGAAUUGCCAAUCUUUAAAACACUGAAGUUCAAUAAAGUGCAUGAGCAAUAGAAAAAUGCUGAACAUUAUUUUGGAUACUAGCUGCUUGGGCAUUAACUGCGUCAUGUUUGCUUUGAGAUUAAAAAAUAUAUGUCUUUGCUUAUUUUAUCCCAUAUGUGUCCUGAAUAGCCUUCUUCAUAUACUGUGGAAAACUCACAUUGACAUGGUAAAUUAUGAAAUCACCUUUUAAACUAAUGUCAUAUAUCUGACAGCUCUCUCUUAAAAUGUUUCAAAAUUAUCUUUUGAAACAGUCCCAGAAGUCUGCAGAUUCUAACCUAUAAUGAAAGCUUUGCACCUCUUUGAAACAAAUCCAGUCUAUUAAGAAAUUGGCUCUGUGAUAAAUGGGGCCUUCCCAGUGAAACUGAAGUGUUCCUGGACACUGUAUCAUAAUUAAGUGUGCUUAUGACCACACUGGCAUUUUUUAAUGAGUGAGAAGCAAAUUGACUUCUAAUAUAACAAGAGAAUAACUUAACUCUCUUAAAAAGGAUUAUAUAGGUGCAAAAUAAAAACAUGACAAAGUAUGAAGUAUUUGCUUUUAGUAAGGGGGAAACACACAUCAUUAAAUUACUUCAGAGAAACUUUGUGGGGCACUUUGGUGGUUUAAUUCAAUUAAAGUUAUAAUGAAUAGAAAAGUUCAUUCAAAAAUCCUGGGCAUUUCUUAAUGUUUUUCUGCAGUUAUGUUUUGGUUUCAAAAUGUAACUCCACUAUGGGGCUUUUAACCAUUCCCUAUGUAUUCUUCUUUAAGAUAUAUGUUCUUCAACAAGGUAGUUUUGGCAGGGUGAGACAAUGUUGGGAAAACUCUUCACGUGCCUGCACACUGCCAUUAACCAAUGUGGUAAAUCACCUCCUCUUUGGAUCUCAAUUUUUUAUUUAUCUGUAUGGCAAACUUGGAGGUCACGCCUUAGGGAUGAGCCCUUAUUCCUAUGAGUACAUAACUGACAAAGAAGAUAAAAUAGAGCUGAAACUAUCCGCGGUCUCUGUGAAUAAGUAUCUUGACCAUAAAAAGUCAUUGCUGUUCUUGUUUCUACUGUAAAUAGGGUCCAUUAGUAAAACUGAAAUUUUCAGUCUUAAGUAGGGGGAAUUGGAUAACCAUUUACACAACAGAUGGCUUUUACCUUUGCUUAAAUAAACGUUUUGGAUCACCUCCGAAGAAUGAAAACCAGCAAUGCAAUUUAGUCAUUUUUGGUUGGAAGAGAUACUAUAAGAUGUGUGUAACAUUGGGAAAUGCACCAAAUUAAGCAUUUAAAUGUGUUCAUUUUAUUGAAAGCUAAAAGCAGAUGGGAGAUGCUCAUAAACUUUUUGAAUGCCAGAUCUUUUAGAACCAAUUUAUAAAGAGGUAAUCUAUAAAUUACAUUUCAAAAUUGGAAAAGGAGAUACAAAUUUUAAAGUAAGUCAACUUAUCUCUGACACAAUAAUUAUUUUUAAAUUGGCUUUAGGAUAAAACCAUUCAGAUUGAAAUUCUACCUACCUAGUUGAUUCAUGGAAUUUGACCACGGAAUUCAUGGUGUUGCUGUUUUCAAUUAACUAUCUUGAAACGCCUUUGUUGAUAAGGAUAAAAUAGUGAUACUUUCACUUCGUAGCAAGAUGUUUAAAAAAUGAUCCAUACUGAGAUGGAUACCUAUGAUCCUAAAAUGUUUGCUAAGCAAUGUAAAUUUAUUUAUACCUGCCAUCUCCAACAUCUUAUGAUGUUGUUUUUAAAAAUACACUUAAGGUAAUUGCUUAAACUAAAAACCAUGGUAUUUUCAGUUACUUGAUUUCUGAGCUACCAGACUCACUAAAUAAUAAUGUUCCAAUCAAAAUAGUCUAUUCUCCUAUAUUCUAAGGAUUAAUGUGUGAUUAUAGUGUCCACUUGCCACUGUUUUUUAAAUCAAUGGACUUGAAAGUAUUCAGACGUUUAGAUGGAUGCACAGAUAUAUUACUAGUUCAGUCAUAGAUUGGAGUUUGCAUAUUGUAAUGUAAAUGUAUGUCAACACUAUUCUAAAUAGUUUUAUUAUGACCGAAGUUUAAUUAAAUAAAAAAGGUUGUAAAAUGUGAUGUGUAUGUGUAUAUACUGUAUGUGUACUUUUUAAAAUAGGUAUAUGUCCUGACCCUUUUUUA
Molecule: messenger RNA, 5287 nt
Organism: Lepus europaeus (European hare)
Lineage: Eukaryota; Metazoa; Chordata; Mammalia; Lagomorpha; Leporidae
Gene: KITLG
Product: KIT ligand
Exons: 10
Coding region: 171-992 (273 amino acids)
Biological process (GO): cell adhesion; positive regulation of cell population proliferation
Cellular component (GO): plasma membrane
Molecular function (GO): stem cell factor receptor binding; cytokine activity
Source: RefSeq, a predicted model, not a curated record